GUUCACCUGUCAACUUCUGAACCAGGCGAGAGCCGCGAGACUUGAGAGCGUAGGGAAGGCGCUGACAAUGAGGCACCAUCGCCUUCGCCACCUCCAGCGCCGCCACUUCGCCACCAAAUAUAGCGGCAGAGUGGUGGUGGAAGCCGACAACGGCCGCUCAUUCGCCGUUGAAGUUGUCGGACCCAACCUCCAAAACGACGUCCGAGGCUACUUGCUUCCGCGCCGCGACCUUAUCGCCAGGGCCGCUAAAAUCCUCCAGUCACAGCCCUCCGCGGCCUCAGACCCCUUCCUCGACCUCUCCGAGUACCUCCAAACCCUAACCCUAACCCUAACCACCUCCGAAGCCUCCGAAAUCCUCAAAUCCCUCAAAUCGCCCACCCUCGCCCUCCAGUUCUUCCAAUUUUGCUCCUCCUCAAUCCCUAAUUUCCACCACGACUCCUUCACCUAUAACCGCAUUCUCCUCAUCCUCUCCAGGUGCUAUUUGCCGGACCGGUUCGAUAUCGUCCGUCAGUUCGUGGACGAGAUGGAGCGCUCCGGCGUGCGCGGCACCAUCUCCACCGUGAACAUCUUGAUCGGAAUGUGUGGCGGCGACACCGAUGGGGUCAAAAAAUUGGAGAGGUGUUUGGGAUUGGUAAAGAAGUGGGAUUUGAGGUUGAGCUGCUACACGUAUAAGUGUCUUCUUCAGGCGCAUUUGCGGUCCAAUAAUACGGAUACGGCCUUCCAAGUGUAUAUGGACAUGAGGAGGCGCGGAUAUAAAUUGGAUAUAUUCGCUUACAAUAUGCUUCUGGAUUCUCUGGCCAAAAAUGAUAAGGUUGACCAUGCUUACAAGGUAUUUGAGGACAUGAAGCGCAAGCACUGUGAGCCCGACGAAUAUACAUACACUAUUUUGAUCAGAAUGUCCGGAAAAAUCGGGAAACCUGAUGAAGCAGUAUCUCUCUUUCAAGAAAUGCUAAGUAAGGGCUGUACUCCAAAUUUAAUUGCUUACAAUACUAUGAUCCAGACACUUGCUAAGAAUCGAAUGGUCAAGAAGAUAAUUUUACUCUUUUCCAGAAUGGUGGAAAAUGAUUGUCGGCCCAAUGAGUUCACAUACUCCCUCAUCCUAAAUGCCUUGGUUGCAGGAGGGCAACUUGAUAAGCUUGAUGAGGUUGUGAAAAUAUCAAAUAAGUACAUGAAUAAGUCAAUAUAUGCUUAUCUUGUGAGGACUUUGAGUAAAUUGGGCCAUGCAAGUGAAGCUCACAGACUAUUUUGUAACAUGUGGAACUUUCAUGACAAGGGAGAUAGGGACGCAUACUUAUCCAUGCUAGAGAGUCUAUGCAAUACUGGUAAAAUAACAGAGGCUGUGGACCUUUUAAGCAAGAUUCAUGAAAAGGGUGUAAGCGUUGAUACCAUGAUGUAUAACACUUUGUUCUCAGCUCUUGGGAAAUUAAAAGAGAUUUCCCAUCUCUGUAAUCUUUAUGAUAAGAUGAAGCAAGAUGGCCCUCCACCGGAUAUUUUUACCUACAACAUUCUAAUAGCUAGCUUUGGUAGAGCUGGGAGAGUUGAUGAAGCUUUGAAAAUCUUUGAAGAGCUUGAGAACAGUAAUUGUAAGCCUGAUAUUAUAUCAUACAACUCCUUAAUUAACUGCCUUGGGAAGAAUGGCAAUCUUGAUGAAGCUCACAUGAGGUUCAAGGAGAUGCAAGAAAAGGGUUUGGAUCCUGAUGUCGUGACAUAUAGCACCCUGAUUGAGUGCUUUGGUAAGACAGACAAAGUUGAAAUGGCUUGCAGCCUGUUUGAAGAGAUGAUUGCUGAAGGCUGCUUCCCAAACAUCGUAACAUACAACAUCUUACUUGACUGCCUGGAGAGAUCUGGGAGAACUGCUGAAGCUGUGGACCUUUACGCGAAACUUAAACAACAGGGGUUAACCGCAGAUUCAAUCACGUACUCGAUUCUUGAAAGGUUGCAGGGUGGUUCACAUCAGAAAGUUAGGGUUCGCAAGCAAAAUCCGAUCACAGGGUGGGUUGUCAGCCCGUUAAGGUGAUGAACGGAUGCAUUAGGGACUCAUGAUAGACAUGAGUUGGAUUUUAAUUUAACCCCCUUGCAUGUUCUUCCCCUGUAAACUACCAGAACUUCCUGGACUUGAGAGCAUUAAACAUUGAAACAUUUUCAGCUGUAGAAGUUAUGUUCCCUUCUUCUUUUGGAGGCAAGAACUUUUGACCUCUUCUGGCUUUAGCCAUAA
Molecule: messenger RNA, 2215 nt
Organism: Diospyros lotus (date-plum)
Lineage: Eukaryota; Viridiplantae; Streptophyta; Magnoliopsida; Ericales; Ebenaceae
Product: pentatricopeptide repeat-containing protein At1g51965, mitochondrial
Exons: 2
Coding region: 68-2017 (649 amino acids)
Molecular function (GO): protein binding
Source: RefSeq, a predicted model, not a curated record